AUGGAGAACACCAUGUCUGGGCAAGGCUGGGCAACCUUGCCAGACAAGCGGGUUCACACCCCUUCGGUCGACGGGCUGAACUUUGUCAUUGAUGGGAAGACCGGUUACUUUGCUGGAUCAAACGCGUACUGGCUCCCCUUCCUUACCAACGACGCCGAUGUCGAUCUUGCGAUGGGCCAUUUCGCGGAGUCAGGCCUCAAGAUCCUCCGUACUUGGGGUUUCAACGAUGUGAACACCGUCCCCGGAGAAGGGACAGUUUACUUCCAGCUCCACGAGAACGGCGUUUCAACCAUCAACACCGGAAAGGACGGCCUUCAGCGUCUGGAUUAUGUUGUUUCGGCAGCAGAGAAGGAGGGAAUUAAGUUGAUUAUCCCCUUCGUGAACAACUGGGAUGACUAUGGCGGCAUGAACGCCUACGCCAAAGCCUAUGGCGGCGACAAGAUCAGCUGGUACACCGAUGCUGAUAUGCAGGGCGCGUACCAGGCCUACAUCAAGGCAGUGGUCUCCCGAUACGCGGAUUCGCCUAGUAUUUUCGCCUGGGAGCUGGCGAACGAGCCGCGCUGUGCAUCGUGCGAUACUUCCGUCAUCAACAAGUGGGCGACUGAUACGAGUGCCUUUAUUAAGUCUCUCGAUCCUAACCACCUUGUGACUAUUGGAGAUGAGGGUAUGGGUCUUGAGGGAAGCACUGAUUACCCCUAUACCAACGUCGAAGGCACUGACUUUGCCCUGAAUCUCGCCAUUCCCGACGUCGACUUUGGCACCUUGCACCUCUACACUACCGACUGGGGCGUGACUAACAACUCCUGGGGAAACACAUGGGUUCAAGACCACGCCGCGAUCUGUGAAUCCCUUGGCAAGCCAUGUCUGUUUGAGGAAUAUGGAAUGAAGGACGCUCACUGCACCGACGAGUUGGCGUGGCAGGACACUGCUCUGGCCGCGACUGGAAUGGCUGCCGAUUUGUUCUGGCAGUUUGGCGAUACUCUUAGCGGAGGACAAACCCACAACGACAGGUACACAGUCUACUACGGCACUGAUGACUGGACCUGUGUGGUGACCGACCAUGUUGCUGAGAUCAAUGCUGCUUAG
Messenger RNA from Penicillium mononematosum, 1086 nucleotides. Its product is annotated as glycoside hydrolase 5 family protein. Bases 1 to 1086 code for a protein of 361 amino acids. NCBI's taxonomy places the organism in Eukaryota, Fungi, Ascomycota, Eurotiomycetes, Eurotiales, Aspergillaceae. Gene Ontology annotation, molecular function: hydrolase activity, hydrolyzing O-glycosyl compounds. The record is from RefSeq and is a predicted model, not a curated record. The transcript has 4 exons.